Messenger RNA from Arachis ipaensis, 1762 nucleotides. The record is from RefSeq and is a predicted model, not a curated record. Lineage: Eukaryota; Viridiplantae; Streptophyta; Magnoliopsida; Fabales; Fabaceae.
AUGUCAGAUUCCUCAUAAAAAUAUUCUCCCUUGCUCAAUGGACACCGUUGACACUGAAUAGAGAGCCAGAAGAGUUAGAGCAAAGAUUAAACGACACAUUAUCCAGCUGACAAUCAAGCAUGUCCUUGAUGGUCUUCUCAGCCGCGGCCGCAAACCUUUCUCCAGUGUUUUCUGUGGUUCCCAGACAUAAGUUUUCUCCCACCUUCCCUGAACGUAUUCAGAGGCUUCAUCACUUCGGGUACCGUUCGAAUCCGAAUCAUUGCUUCAAACCGAUUACGCAGCCAUGUAGGAACUCUCUGAUAUCGGACAAGUUUCCUGCUGUCGGUGCCCGAUCGACGGGUCCCGUUGCGCCCGAUCAUCUCAUCGAAGUCGUUAAAACUGCUGCUCUGACUGGCGCUCAGGUUGUAAUGGAUGCUGUAAAUAAGCCACGAAAUAUUACAUAUAAAGGAUUAACUGACUUGGUGACUGAGACAGAUAAAAUGAGCGAAGCUGCCAUAUUAGAGAUCGUGAAUAAGAAUUUUGAAGACCAUCUUAUUCUCGGGGAAGAAGGAGGAAUUAUAGGGGAUGCAGCAUCAGAUUAUCUUUGGUGCAUUGAUCCGUUAGAUGGGACGACAAACUUUGCACAUGGCUAUCCCAGUUUUGCUGUUUCUGUUGGAGUUCUAUAUCGGGGGAGGCCAGCUGCUGCUGCAGUGGUUGAAUUUGUUGGAGGUCCUAUGUGUUGGAAUACUCGCACUUUCUCUGCAACUACUGGUGGUGGAGCUUUCUGCAAUGGGGAGAGGAUUCAAGUCAGUGAAACUAAUCAGGUGGAACGAUCUCUUCUAGUGACUGGCUUCGGGUAUGAUCAUGAUGAUGCAUGGGCCACUAACAUUGACUUAUUUAGAGAGUUUACAGAUGUCAGCAGGGGUGUAAGACGACUUGGUGCGGCUGCAGUGGACAUGUGUCAUGUAGCUUUGGGAAUUGUAGAAGCUUAUUGGGAAUAUCGUCUAAAGCCAUGGGAUAUGGCUGCAGGUGUUUUGAUGGUGGAAGAAGCAGGGGGCGCUGUUUCUCGGAUGGAUGGCGGGAAAUUUUGUGUUUUUGAUAGAUCGGUUUUGGUUUCAAAUGGUGUGCUCCAUGAAAAGAUUGCACCAAACAUACGGAUCAAUCUAUUAAAUAUGCUUUUCUUGGAUAGUCUCCCCACCAAAAAGGUUUUCUAUGCUAUGAUCCUAAUCUACAUCAGAUUCGUCUCUAGAGAUGUGAUAUUACACGAAAUGCAUAUUGUUUUGCAAAUAACCAUGAUCCUCUCUUUGCAUCCCCUAGAUCAGUUUUGGCACUGUUUUCUAAUAAAUCUGCAAAACUAGAACCACCAAUACCUCUCUUUGUACACCAAAGACAUCCAGCUAACACUCCAAAUCAGGCAUCUGGACAUCCAGGCCCCUGCUCGAUCACUCACCAGCUGCUGAUCCAAUAUUUGAUCCAUAACGAGUUCUUGUACGAUGCAGUUCAUGCAUUUUUAAACCCCAAAGUAAGGUUUUCCUUCCUCUUUAUCCUUGACAGCAACUUUAGCUUCUGUUUCUAUAUUUUCAUCCUAUGAACAGGCUAUGGAACAUGAAUCUUGGCAACAAGCUAUUGAAACCGAACUACUUGUAUUGGAAGAAAAUCAAACAUGGCAUGUUGUUCCAUGACCCCCCAUCUAUUUAUUUAUUGGAUAUUAUGGCAGAAUAUUGACGGAAUAUCUUCUUGUAUAUUAGUAGAAUAUUAGCAGUUAUUUCUGCGGAAUAUCUAA